Molecule: messenger RNA, 1043 nt
Organism: Fragaria vesca subsp. vesca
Lineage: Eukaryota; Viridiplantae; Streptophyta; Magnoliopsida; Rosales; Rosaceae
Exons: 6
Coding region: 4-819 (271 amino acids)
Molecular function (GO): calcium ion binding
Source: RefSeq, a predicted model, not a curated record
AAAAUGCCGAAACACUCUGACCCCUCAGACGAAGAAACCUCGAGCUCCGGCUCAGAGGAACAAAACCCACAAGCGGGUGGUGGCGCUGUUCCAGAGUACGAGAAGCAGAGGCAAGCCAGAAUAGCACACAACAGGGCGAGAAUGGAGGCUCUGGGUCUGCCCAAAAUGGCCUCUUCUCUAAUGGGUUCGGCCCAGAAUGCGACGAAGAGGAGUAGGAAGGGGAAAGGCAAGGUCUUGGAGGAGGACGAUGAUGAGGAGUAUAGGCCUGAAGAAGAGGGACAUGGUUUUUCUAGUGAGGAGGAGGAGGCUGAUGAUGAUGAGGAUUAUGAGGAUGAGGAAUUAUCUAGUGCACGUAAGAAAAAGAAUAAAGGUAGGAAACAUAAAAAUGCUCGUUCAAGAAGUAGUUUGAGCAACUCGGAUUACCUGGAUGAUGAUGAGGCGUUGAAGCAGGCAAUUGCUCUUUCAUUACAAGGUUCUGCUGUUUCAGAUGUGGUAAAAGAUACUGUUAAUGUAGGAGAGAACCAAACACAGCAAGAUUCAGUGAGGAAGAGGAAAAAACCGCAGUCUGCUAGUCGGCUUCAGAUGACAGAGGAUGAGUUGGUUUUGCACUUCUUUCAGUUUGAUGAGAACUGCAAUGGAGGAAUUUCUGCUAGAAAUUUAGAAAAAUUAGCUGUCGCUCAUGAUUUUAUAUGGACUGAUAAGGAGGUGGCUGACAUGAUUCAUCUCUUUGAUAGUGAUGGAGAUGCAAAGUUAAGUCUUGAAGAUUUUCGGAAGAUUGUUGUUCGUUGCAACAUGAUAAAAGCACCUGAAAAUUCAUGAUGGGUUCAGAGAGAUGAUGGUCUUCAUUUGGAGUACAUGUCAUGUGAUCAUUUCUCAAAUUCGAGGUGACGAACUUCAACCCAAGAGCUUGAGAGAAAUGAGUAUAUAAUUUAUAAGUACAAGUUACCUUCACUAUCUUGAAAGACUGAAAGCAUGAGAUGUUUUUAUGAAUUGAUAAUGUAAAAAGUUGCUAGCAGUUGAUUUUCUCAGCUUUGUUCUGGUCU